AUGUCGCAGUGCCAGGCACUGGAGGCAGCGGUGCAGGGCGAGGAGGAUGACAAGGCGGCAUUGCUGGAGUACGUACAGGAAAUGGAGGAUGACCGCCAGCGGUACAGAUCAUUGCUUGCUGGGAAUUUGGAGGAGCCUGGGGCCUCAGAAGACAAGGUGGCUGGUGGCAGGAACGGAGAGAGGGGUGAAGUCAAGGCUGGGAAUGACGCUGGCCGAUGCCACGGCCAAGAGUCCUUUUCUGGAGCAAAUGGACCGUCGCCGAGAAUGCAGUCGAUGCAGGCCUCCAUGAACGCCAUGCGCCGAAAAUUGACUGCAGCCAAUGAGAGCCUGCAAAGGAUGACGGAAGAUAAGGACAGGGCUCAGGAAGAGGCAAGGCUUGCCAGAGAGGAUCGUGCUGCUUUGGAGCAGACUUGCGACGAGAGGCAGCAGCUCCUUGUCCGUGUGCAAAGGGAGCUUGUAGAGUCUGACAAGCGGCUGAAGCUGGCGGAGCGAGGAGCCGAGGCAGCGCGCAAGGCUGAGCAGGAAAUCGAGCGCUUCAGGCAGCGGGAGGCGACCCUGCUGAAACUGGAUGAGGACCUCAGGGCAGAUGGGGUGCAUCUAAAACAGAUGCUCCAGCUGAAAGAGUCAAGGCUGCAGGAGGUAGAAUCGUCCCUGGAGCAUCUCAUCAGUUGUGUGCGAAAUGGGGUCCGGUCAUUGACAAACCGCCAUGCUGCCGAUGAUGAUGUCUCUGUGCUGGCGAUGCUCAGCAACUCAGAGCCCAUGCCUCAUGCGGCAGAUAGGAUCUCCAAAGAGCUUCAUGCCGCGAAUGAAACUCGUCACCAACUCGAAGACAUGCGUUCCCAAAGGGACGUGGUGGCAGGGCGGCUCGAAGACCUGGCAAGGGAGCACCAGGCCCUGCAGUCCAGCCACGCUGACAGCAUAGCGGCCCGGGAGAAGCUGUCCAGUCGCGUGGACGAUCUGCUGUCUGAGCUGGAAGACUUCAGGGUGAUCAGAUGCGAACAGGAGGACCUGAUGGUGGAGCUUGAGGGCCUGCGCGCCCUCAUCCAACAGACCCAGUCCGAGUUUCAUGCCUGCCAGGCAGAGCGCGACAGGCUCGUGCAUGAGGCGGCCACCCAAGCAGGCCAGCUGCGCAGCGAGCAGGAGGAGAGGGGCCAUGCAGUCGCUGCCCGAGACUGCCUUGCUGAAAAGGUCGCUGCCCUUGAGCGGAGGCUGCAGGAGGAGGGGGACGAGAGACAGAGGGCGGCAGCGGGCCGAGACAGGGAGAGGGCGAGGGCCAAGGAGCUGCAGGGCAAGGUUGAAGGGCUGCAG
This is a messenger RNA of Ostreobium quekettii, 1308 nucleotides long. Lineage: Eukaryota; Viridiplantae; Chlorophyta; Ulvophyceae; Bryopsidales; Ostreobiaceae. The record is from the annotation of a GenBank genome assembly.